Messenger RNA from Naegleria gruberi, 891 nucleotides. RefSeq lists its product as uncharacterized. The transcript has a single exon. The record is from RefSeq and is a predicted model, not a curated record. The coding region runs from base 1 to 891 and encodes 296 amino acids. Lineage: Eukaryota; Heterolobosea; Eutetramitea; Acrasida; Naegleriidae.
AUGUGUUGGUCUCAAAGUACAUCCGGAUGGUUUGCACUCAUUGGAGCCUUGAUGAGUGCCGAUCAGUUUAGAAGAUUCUACAAAUUGUAUUCUACUAAUCAAGUUGGAUCCACAAGAAUGUUCUCUCAAUUUCUCUUAUAUUUCACAUAUACAUUGAUGGAACUUUUGCAACAUAUUCAAUAUAGAGUUGGAUUGGAAAAUAUGGAGGGAACUGAGGGUAGAUGUGUACAGUCCUUGUUGGAAAGCCCAAAUGUUUUCUUCUCUUUAGUUGCCCAUUUUCUUGUGUGGCUUCAACCUGUUGUUCACAAUUACUGGAUUUUGCAUAAUUCUAAAAAAGGGAAAUUGGCUUUCAAGUUGAGUUUGACAUUGGCUUGGAUCACUUUGAUUGUUGCUACCAUUUCUUUGGUUAUGGGGUAUAAUAACAUGUUUGGAUUUGGUAAACCAGAGAUAGCUCACAAUCAUACGCCUGUAGAUCCUGCCAUUAUUUUCGGAGUUCAUGUCCACAAUGUUGAUUCCAAAUUGUGUAGUUAUCAAGGUCCAAAUCAUUUAUUUUGGAUGUUCCCUUAUCAUCCAAUGUGGAAUUAUUCCUCUGCCAAUUGGUUCGUUUGGUUGGCCAUUACAAUUAUUCCACAUUUCUUUAGAAGAUCAAUUGGUUUUCGUGAUUUCUUGGGAAAUAACAUUGUGGUUGGUUGUGGAGUUUUCUCAGGUUGGAUUGCUUCGGUUGUGGUAACCUUAACUGUAGGAAAUGGUUAUCAACAUGAAAUUCCAUCAUAUUGGUGUUUAAUAUCAAUGCCAUUCCUCAUUCUUCCAUAUUUAGUGGCAUUGAUUUUCAAACCAAAGAGAUUUAAUUUUGAUGAAACAUUAUAUCUGAAGAAUAAGAAGGUUGACUAA